Effrenium voratum is the source of this 3774-nucleotide messenger RNA. NCBI's taxonomy places the organism in Eukaryota, Dinophyceae, Suessiales, Symbiodiniaceae. The record is from the annotation of a GenBank genome assembly.
AUGAGUGACGGAGCGCCUGCCAUGCGUCGCACGAUCAUGCGGGUCGCAAGGUUUCAACACAAGCUCUUCUUUAUUUCAAUGGCCAUCGCUGCGUUCCUUGCUUCCAGCCGUGGCCCAACCACACUCAACAAUACCUACCCCUCAGAUCUCCUCAUGGGCGGCUGCAGGUCACGCUACGCGGCGUGGGAAUGGCGCUACUUCCUACCCGUUCCACUGCCGGAGGGUCCACUGCCACUGGAGGGCAAGCGAGAGGACGUCUACUUCCCAGCAGGAGAUGACUUGGGCCUAAAGUUGCGCAAUGGAGAGGGCCACCUGGAGGUGAAGCAGCGGCUGCGGACGGCCGAGGGCGCGGAGCUGUGGAGCAAGCGCCUCUUAGGCCCGCUGGAGGGCCGGCUUGGGGUCGAGCAGCGUGCCGAGCUGGGCUUGGAGGAGCUGGGUGGGCCCUUGGUGAGGGUGCGGAAGCAGAGGAGCUGGACAGAGGUCGGGGAGGAGGUGGACUGCCUCUUCAUCACGGAGGUGGACGGAAAGACGUGGGCUGAGCGCUACGUGUCGGUUUCGGUAGAGUCUUGCGACCUCCAGGAAGUUCUGCGUGUGACCCGAUCCUUGAAAGUGCCGGACGGCGCCCUGGUGGGUGGCUACCCUGCCGUGGUGCAGCGUCUUGCACGCCUUGCGAGCGAGGCGGCAGAGGGUGCAGAGGGUGCAGAGGGUGCGGACGGUGCCUACACCCGGCUGGUGCAGGGCCCUCGCUACCGUGUCCCCCACCUGCACGGCAAGGUCUUCCUGGUGACAGGGGCCAACUCCGGCAUCGGCUAUGAGGCGAGCAAAGCUUUCGCCUUGGCGGGUGCCACAGUGAUCCUCGCCUGCAGAGACCAGCGCAAGGCUCAUGCAGCUAUGGAGCAGCUCAAGCAGUGCGCUCCGGCCGCCAAGCUGCACUUCCUGCCGCUGGAUUUGGCCUCCAUGAAGUCAGUGCGAAGGUUUGCUGAGCUGCUGCAGGCCUCGGGCAUGCAGGUGGAUGUUUUGGUGCUCAACGCAGGCGUGAUGCGCAGCAAGCGCGAACUCACAGAGGAUGGGUUUGAGGUGACCAUGGCAGCGAACCACUUGGGCCACUUCCUACUGGUCCUGCACUCGGAAAAUCGGAACGUGCUGGAGGGCGUCGUGAACAUCGCGCGCCGCUCGGUGCGGCGCAUCACGCAGGAGACCUGGGAGGACCGCACGCUGGUGGUGCGGAUCAGCAAUGGAACUUCCAAGCCGCUGGAAGUGGCGGAGCCCAUGUGGAUGACCGCCGGCUGCUGCGUCCUUUCCUUCAAGAAGCUCAUGCCCGGGGAGACGGGCACCGUCCGCUUCUUUUCUUCAGGCGGCGAGCUCUUCGGCAACGCCACCAGCGGGUGCCACCACGCAGGCGCCGUCGAGUUCCGGCUCGACGGGAUGCGGCUGGUGAUGGCCGAGUCCUGCCCCUUUGGUCAGAGCACCUUCCUGAAGAGUCACCGCUUCCUGGUGGCCUUCGAGAGUACCAGGAGCCUUGCAGACUUCUAUGCAGAGAUGCCUGCAGUCUUCAUGGGCUGCCGCGGUGUGUCCAAUACUGCCUGCACCCAGGGCAUUUGCGCCCGGGUGCACGCCAUCGCCGUGGAAAGCCCUGCAGCCGCAGAUGUGGUGCUGUUGGAAGAAGACUUGGAGCAAGUGGAGUACCAGCUGGACAGCAACCAGCAGCUGGUUUUUGCAGAGUGGUGCCUGGAAUAUGACUACAAGGAGUGCCUGGGCAGUGUCCUGUUCCUCGCAGAGACCCAGGCCGUCACGCACGCCCUGCAGCAGAAGAAGGUCAGUAUGGGCGACAAGGCGCUUAGCCUGUCACUCCUGAUCGACACCUUCGUGACCACGAGCAUAUGUGCCCCUUCAGAGGGACUAGGCCACCUGAGCUCCUGGAAGGCCGCGCGGGCCGUCUUCGCGGACGCGGGCUACGGGGACUUUGCGGAGGAGGCCCCGCUGGAGGCGGAGUCCCACAUGCUGCUCCGGAGCGCCUCGGUGCGGUGCAUGGUCACCUUGAGCCGAGCGGUGGCAGAGUGCAAGGCGCGUGGGCACUGGCCAGCAGAGGGCAAGACGCCUUCGGGCCCCAGGCGGCCGAGUCCGCGGAAGAGCUCGUCGGGCCCAGGACGAAGUUCCAUCGCGGACUUCUUCCGCCGGAGUUCAACGCUGGAAGACUCCCCGAGCCCCCGGCGCCGCGGCUGCUGCAGCGCCGUGGCGCUGGAAGGCGUGGAGCGCGAGCAGCUGCUGUCGCUGGUGCGGCACGGGGUGCAUCUGGGCGCGGAGUACCAGCUGCGGCGCCGGCGGCUGCUGAAAGAGCUGCAGCUGCAGCACCCGCAGCACUCGGCGGCUCUGAAGCUCUUCUCCCGGCGGCUGGGCCUGAGCUUCCGCAGCGUCUGGGAGGAGCCUCAAGGCAUCUUCCCGGAGGUCGCCUUCAACUUUUUCAGCUCCGAGGUCUUUGAGUGCCUAGGUACCUCCUCCGGCGUGUCACCAGAGGAGGUGUUGCAAUCCCUGGGCCACGACUCCCCGGAGUACAGGGCAAUGAGCACCAACUCCAAGUCAGGGGAGCUCUUCUUUUUCUCUUCCGACCGGCGCUUCAUUCUCAAAACCUUGUCUGGCAAGGAGUUAAUGCUGCUCAUGCGGAUGAUGCCAGCCUACCUGGCUCACAUCCAGCAGUGGCCGCGGUCACUGAUUGUACGAUACGCAGGACUCUACUUGAUUCAGUGGGGGGAGCAAUCCAUACAUUUGAUGGUCAUGAGAUCGGUCUUUGACCCCUUGCGAAUGCUGCAUUUGAAGUUUGACCUGAAAGGGUCGCUCUACAAGCGUCGGAAGAAGCCUGGGGAGGGCGUGGGCAAGGACGAGGACUGGGUGGAUUCGGGCCAUCGCCUGAAGCUGCCUCUGGAGGUGCAGCGCCAGUUCUGCGCGCAGCUGGAGCUGGACGCAUUGCUACUUGAGAGUUUUAAGAUGAUGGACUACUCAAUCCUUUUGGGCAUCCACUUCGUAGAUCCGCGAGAUGCGUCCAUGGCGCCUGGCUGGCACGACGGCUACCUGGUAUCUCAGGAUACCAACGAGAUAUACUACAUUGGCAUCAUUGAUCACUCCAUCAAGUAUGGCCUCAAGAAGCAGGCGGAGAAUUUGUUCCGAGUGGCGCAGGGCGCUGGGGACAGAGCCUCCUGCGUGUCGGCCGAUACGUACGCGGAGAGGCAGAUGCAAUUUGUAUACCACAAGGUGGUUGAUGCGCCCUUGGGCGCCAUGGACAUUGGCACAGAAGGUCGUCUGCGGGUGGACCUGCUGGAGGCUCAUAACCUCAUCGCUGCAGACUGGAACGGUCGCUCCGACCCCUACGUCACCGUGAAGUUGGGCCUCUGUGUGAAGCGCACAGUCACGGUGUGGAGCAACUGCGAACCUGUCUGGAACUGUUCAUUGUAUCUGCCUGUGCACGAGGCACAUCGAGAGCAGGAGGUCCAGAUCACAGUGUGGGAUGAGGAUCAUGUCAAGACGUUGCGCGGGAACGACGACUUGUUGGGCCGCCUCACCGUGCCGAUGACCUGGAUUCUGCAGGGGCCGGUUGACCUGCCAAGGGCUGCGCUGUGGGAUGUGGCUCAGGGCACCCUGUCCCUGCGCUGCGUCUUCGAGUCGGCAGAAGACCUCCAAGACGAGCUCACCUUCUCCAUGGCCACGGACUCCAAGCGGCGCCUGAACCAGCAGCUGGCCUGCUGCGUUUGCGCGGCGCUGUAUCGGGCAGCUGCCAGUUGA